Molecule: messenger RNA, 3663 nt
Organism: Cetraspora pellucida
Lineage: Eukaryota; Fungi; Glomeromycota; Glomeromycetes; Diversisporales; Gigasporaceae
Source: the annotation of a GenBank genome assembly
AUGUUUGACAAGAGUGGUAGAUGCGAAGUGGUCGAUCCUCCGGGGUUCGCAAAGGAUUUGAUGGACAGCUUUCGAUGGAUGAUGGAUGCUUUCUCUGGAAAAAUAAAUUAUGAAGAUCGACAAAGAGUUAUCUAUACAAUGAUAGAAACGGCGCAGUAUGGGUAUAGAAAAAUUGUGUCAGCGCUACUGUACGGAAUUCUGACCGAAGAUGAACAUACAAGGUAUUAUGACCACAUUUGCGAUCAUGACAGAGAUAAUUACGGUUAUCUUAUAUCUGUGAUGAAUCAGAUAGUUAAAUACAGAGGCUUUGCGUUAUAUUCAAGAAAAACAAUUGAUCGGAUUUUGUGGCUUAUUACCAUCAUAAUAGAUGAUAAUAGGGAAAGUACGGUGAACGCUCAGCCUGGAUUGUAUGAAGUUUGUGAAAACCUCCUUCGUCAAAUUCGUGGAGGUGACAAUUCUGAGCCAAACAUUUGGCUAUGCGAAAAGAUGCUUGAAUUGCUAAAAAGAGAAUCAGUGUGGCUUUUUCAAAAUGAGCGAUUGAUACAUGUGACCUUUUAUACAUUCGCGAGCUUGGCAAGAGAACAUGACAGAUUUGAUCAGCUACGAACUCGGGAAGCACAAUUUUGCAAAAUUAUUUUUGAUAACCACUAUAACGUAUGUUUUAAAAUCGGCCGUGAUCUGUAUCGAUUGUUAUUAGAAGUUUCAAAUAUCCCCGACUUUGCGGCCAUUUAUAGUAAUUUAGAUCCUAAUGCCAAAUUGCUUAUGAUACGUAAACCGACGGUGGACUAUUGUUUGAGUAGUCGCCUUACAAACGAUGAGAAGGCGAGAAUAAUCGCAUACUUGGAAAAUCAUACACCAAAGGCUUUUCCGAGAAAAUUCGAGACAUUUUUCAGAGAUUUUUCAGUUUCUGGAUAUACGCUUUCAGACAUAAUAAGAUGGAUAUGUGGUGCAUUUCGCCUAACAAAGCCAAAUUCGGAAUGCCAAAGACACCAAUUGAUCAGCGCAAUGAUUACCCAUGCACUUGAAAAAGAACCCUCAAGCGAAAUGAAACAGACGAUUGUAGGGUUGUCAAAAAUGGCACUUAUAUUAGAUUGGUUAUCUUUUGACAGGAACAGUAUAAAUCAAAGUGUAAACGAUAAUAUAAAUAAUAUUGAGCCAACAAUCCGCUUGAUAUUAGAAUUGUAUCGUACUGACUCUCAAUUUGGACCAGAAUUGAUUGAGUGUUUAGGAUCUUCAAUUAACAAUUUCCUUCCGGGCUUUGAGCUUGAAAUUCGUGAAAACGUUAGAGUUGCUGCUCAAACCGUUUUACGAAGGAAUAUCAUGACGAUAGAUGACCUUAACAUGAUUCGGAGUAAAGCCAAUGAUGGCCGUGCCGCUAAUAGGAUAAUAUUGGAAAUAUGGGGCAACAAUAAGCAGGCUGAUCUUGAACCAAUAAACAUUCAACCAACGAUUACGCGUCCGAAUAUUCUAAAUAAUUCACAGUUCGGAAUACAUCAAUUACACAAUCAAGCAAGUUCUUCACCUUCAACUUCUUAUUCUUCGAAAAUUCAAACUGAUUCUCUCCAAUCUCAUGCAUCAGCUGCACAAAUUCAGCCGUUGACCACUCGAGUUCAACUUACUCCUUCAUCUUCAAAUUCUCCUCAAAAGCUAAGUUCUAGACGUACAUCUGUAAAAUACGAUUCCAUACCAAUGCAAAGUAAUCUAUCAGUUCAGCCAAUACAACAAGACUUGCCUGUUACGGUACCGAGACAACAACAAAUAUCUCUGACGUCGGCAUUAAAACCAUCCGAUCAGAGAAAUAUUCUAGAUAAUUCUAAAAAGUUACGAAUGUGGUUAUAUUUAACUCCGUUGCAAAGCUUUGAGAAAGCCAUUCAAAAUAAUAACAUUGAUGAAGCUCUUGAAAAUUUAAAAAAUAUUUUCGAGACAUUUUUGAAGAAUGUAGACCUUGGAUUUCCUAAUUCGCCUCAUUUUAAGGAAUUGCCUGAAAAAUUAGCAAAACCUUUGUGCAAUUCAAUUAACUUUGACGAAUUAAAGGACUGUUAUGAUCUGACUAGUCGAUUACUUAAAAUCGAACCCUCUGGAAGAAAUCUUUUCAAUCUAUUGCUUUCAUGGAUAUUUCAGUGGAGAACUGAAUCAAACGAUAACAAUUCAAAUAAAUAUAAGGCAUUUGAAUUGCUAAGGCUGAUCAUUAAUUGCGUUGAGCAGACAGAUGGAAGCAAAGAAAUUCAUGUCAAAGCACGAUCUAAAUUAAUGGUGUAUUGUCUAGGGAGAUCACAAUCAAGCGUAUUACAUGAUACAGUGGGUGUGUUUCUCGAUACAAUGGGUAGCAUCAACACAAAUUUGCCAGAAGUUAUCGAGUUAUAUACCACUUACCUAAAAUUUGAAAUAAUACGUGAAAAGUCAUCAUCUGAGAUUGAAGAAGAAUUUAAACAAGAAUUUAAACUUAGAUGGUUGGAAGAUCUGACUCUUAUUCAGGAAAACGAAAAUAAUGUAUUUUUAUCCAUGGUUCCACAAUUGCUUAAGUGCUGGCCAGAUAUUUUUGUUGGAGUUCCGCGGUUCAUUUACAUGAUUGUGAGUGGAGUAAACCCUGCAAUAAUUUAUAAAUUUGAAACUGAUUUGAGACAACAAAAAUACAGAGUUGUCGGCGAUAUCGAAGGCGUAGAUUCUAUCCUUGCAUGCGCUUUGGAAUGGGACUCAUUUGAGCAGAUAUAUCUGUUUAAUUUGAUAAGAUCAGAAUACGGCAAUGAUGUCAAUCAGACUGAAAAAUUCAUGGAUACUUCGGUUUAUUUAAAAAGCUUGGACCCUUUAACACAUCCUGAAGCAUUAACUGGCUUAAUUUGGCUUCUUGAAACUGUCUCCCCUACCGUAAAAAUUAUUGAGGCUCUAUUUGAAAUUAUGAUUUCUACAACAACCGAUGAAGCACGUUUUGAAAUAAUAAAUUAUAUAAAUUCGAUAUUUCAUUCAUGGCAAAAAAAUACGCAACAUGUAUCAGAGUUAAAAUCUAGUUUAGGACAAUAUUUUGACAAUCUCAGCAUUGAGGAAAAUAAAGACAAAGCCGUUGAUUUAAUUAAAGCCGUAGUGGAAUUAAUGGAUGAUCUAUGGAAAAAAGCACAUCCUACGUUAAAACGUGGAUUAUUGUCGUUGCAGCCUAAAGUUGAAAGUAUAGCAGCCUCAAUCGGUAUACAAAUAAAAUUUUCUAACUUGGUUGAAAUGCUUUCGGAUGAAAAGCACAUGGUGCUUGAAGAAAAUGAUGAUGAGAAUAAUAGCAAUUCCAAGCUUGGUGCAUUACCAAUAUCAAAACAAAUGAAGCAUCAGGAUCGCCAGUUGCGUUCUACGACUGUGCAUUCUCGUAGCACCGCGAAUGAGCCAACAACAACUUCUACAUCUGACGGAGAAGAAAAUGAGGAAGAGACAUUAUGCAGAACACCCCCACCUGUUUUACCAAAACGCGUUAAAAGAAAAAUUAUUGUUAGUUCAUCGGAAGAGGAACAGGAAGUUGAGCAACCAAGUAAUCGCAAAAAUCGGUCAUCACGUGCACGUUCUUCCCAGACGUCAUCCUCAAGGUCUACUAUGAAUACUCCCCAACUUUCAGGUGGUAAACGUAAGAGUACUAUUCCAACUGCUUCACGGAAGAAGCAGCCAAAAGUUUCUGAAAAGUCAUAA